UAUUGCUCGACUUCGUCGUCUUUCCAUUAAUUUCUUCUCUGAUCAACGUCGGUGGGGCUCCGGAUCCCGUGGAUCUCCUCGUAAUCAGUGACCAGUUAAUUCUCGAUGAUGGAGGAAAGUAAAUCCGGUUCAGACUGUGGCUGUUCGAAUCGGAAUUUCAUGCUUUCCAUAACUCCGAUUCAGGUUCCAUGAUAGAUUUAUAAUCAAUUGAAGAAUUGGAUUAUCUAUUGUUUGGGAAGUGUUUUGGUUGAUGUGAAGAUGGUAUUAGAUAAUUAAGAAUGUUGGUUUGAAGAUAAACUCUGAAUCUCCUUUUUAAUCUGCAUUUUGACAUGCAUACUGUGGAAGAAGAGAGGCAAUAAAGAUGGUUGCAACUUACUGAACGGAAAAUGAAGAAGAGAUUCAUUUUAAAGAACCCAAUUGCCUUUGUUUUUAUGAUUCUAUCUCUUUGUUGCAUACUUAUUGUACUCAUCACAACGCUAAGACUUCCAGAGCUAACUGUAGGAGUUAAGGCUGUAGCCAGUGAUAAGGUUUCAGUGAUCAGAAAGGUUCCCAAAUACGAUAAGUUGGGCAAGUUUGGAGAGAUGAUGAUCAAAAUGUUGCCUAAGGAUCUUCCUUUUACUGUGUUUGUUCCUUCGGAGAACGCUUUCGAGCGCGUAUUGAAUUUACGAGUGAACGAAAGUUUCACAAGUACUGAGAAGUUGGACGACACAUAUGCCGUGACUUCGAGAAUAUUAGGCUUCUCUGCUGUUCCUCGAACUAUUUAUUCGACGUUGUUAGAUUACGGGAAUGAGAUUUCAUAUGAUGCUGUUUCUGGAUUCACAUUGAACAUUUUCAAGGACAGAGAUGGGAUGCUGAUUGUUAAUGGGGUGAGGUCUGAAAUGGUGGAUAUAAAGAAGAAGGAUGUUCUUGUGCAUAUAAUGGAUGGUGUUAUAAUGGAUGCUGCAUUUGAGCAAUCAGUAAAACCUGAUGACAAUGAAGAUUAAACCUGUGAAAAGCAGCUGUUUAUUAUUAUCCUUAUUAAUCAUACAUUCUAAACCAUUUACUUCAAUAGUAACAGAGUGGUCAAUGACCAAACAAGUAAGUUAUUUUCAACCAAACAUAACAUUCUUCUUACAUAUGUGUGUGGAACAAUAGAUUCUUAUCCUCAAAUGACCAUCGGUUCUCUUCCUUUCGAAAAAUUCUUGUCAUAUUAUUUAGCUUAGACCUAUGAGUUUGGUUUCAAAGAAUCUAUUAAUUCUUUGAUUGCAA
This is a messenger RNA of Benincasa hispida (wax gourd), 1248 nucleotides long. The record is from RefSeq and is a predicted model, not a curated record. Lineage: Eukaryota; Viridiplantae; Streptophyta; Magnoliopsida; Cucurbitales; Cucurbitaceae.